AUGGAGGUGGCGGCUGUUGGAGGCCGGCGAGACAGAUCCGGGUGUGAGGAUGAAGAUGGCCGACGAGACAGAUGCGGCUAUGAGAUAGAUCCGGUCACGGGCUGUGAGGAUCCAGUGGAGACGAUUGGUUCGGCGCCGGCGAAGAGGGAGAUGGCUUACCGUGAGGAUGAUUGUGAAACCCCCGGAUUUUUGGAUGCGGGCUACUUAUCAUUUCAGCCUCCCCAAUCGCCUCCAUCUCUAUUCUCGAUCUCGACUCUGAACUUUCUCUCUCUCUCUCUGCUACUGCAAACUACAAAAUCUACAAGAAUCAGAAGUUCAAAACCCAUAUAUUUCAGUUUAUCUAUCUGUCUGCAAGAAUCAAAAGUUGAAAACCCAUAUCGGCAUAUCAUUUCAGAUUGUUCAAAAAAUCAAAACCCAUAUAUUUCAGUUUUCAUCGCCCGCUGUUGUCCCGUCGUCCUCGUCAAUGUAUGCUGUCCCGCCGUACUCCAUCAUCGACAUCGGUAUUCCGCCGUGACGUCGUCCUCUGUCAUCGACGUCGUCUGCCGUCAUCGUUUGCUGUCCUGCCGUCCUUCCGUCCCACACAUCGUUUCCAUCGCCCGAAUCCAGUUCGGGUUCGCCGUUCGCAAGCUUCAGUUGCCGGCCCGCUGUCUCUCAACUCUCAAGCUUGCCCCCCUCCCUCUCUCUGCAACUGCUAACUUGGUUAGUAUUGGGCCUAAACAUUUAGAACAAGGUUCAAGAAACAUGCCUCCUCAGUCAUCAGGUCUCUUUUCUGAAGGAAGAGAGUUGAUGGGAAUGGGUGGAGUCGGCAAAAAGAAAAUAGGGGGAGUGGCACAUACCUGGAUCUUUGGAAAGAAUCAUUGCUUCAGGGGCGUCUGAAAAGCUCUUGAACAAUGAGAUGGCCAAGGAAAUGGAGCGGCACAGAUCUCGGGUCUGUCCCGAACCUACUGGUUCACAAGGAGGUGGCCACGCUAGAGGCGGCGGCGGCCAAGGCCAAGGAGGAGGAGGCCAAGGCCGAGGAGGCGGCGGCGGCAGAUAAGGGGCAUCCAAACCCUUGAUCCGGCAAAUAAGGUGCAAGUACUGGGUGGUGGUGGUUGGUGGUGGUCUUCAAAUGAAUGAAACAAUGAAAAUAUGCCAAUGUAUGAAUUCACUAGUAUGAUUCAGAGACUGCUCCGUUCUCUCUAUCUCUUCCAAUAUAUUUAUUGAAUGUUGUCUGAAAAAUGCUAAUCAAAUGAACUAUGGAUUACUGUUUUGUUUAUGUGCCACCCAUCAAAUAGUGUAACAGUGGCUUAAAUGGAGUUUCAAUGGUUGAUUAUGAGUUUAAUGGAAUGUUUAGUGUGUCUAUGGAAUGUUAGAUAUCUAU
Cornus florida is the source of this 1360-nucleotide messenger RNA. RefSeq lists its product as uncharacterized. Lineage: Eukaryota; Viridiplantae; Streptophyta; Magnoliopsida; Cornales; Cornaceae. The coding region runs from base 1 to 876 and encodes 291 amino acids. The record is from RefSeq and is a predicted model, not a curated record. The transcript has 6 exons.